AAUGAGGGAAAUAAAGUUGUUUAGAGUAGCAGCAACAUAAAAUAAAAUUAAAUAUUUGGUUGUUACUUGUUCUGUCGCGACGCGUCCGGUGUGCAGACACUGCGUUAUUGCCAGCGACGCUGCUGGCUGCUCUGAAUUUACCGGGUACCGCUCCUCAUCAGUGCGUCCAGCCAAUGACCACACGCGCUGGAGUAACAGCAGGAACUGCGUCCAACGCGCCGCUCGCGCGUCACCAGAGCAGACCUCACCAACACGCUCAGCUCGCCACCUUCAUCGGGCCGAUAAGCGUUGACAGGCGAAGCAGGAGGGGAGAGAUAUGGAGGGACAGAAACUCUGACUUCCGAAGAAUCUACACGCAGGGGCGGAUGGACGUGAUAUUAAUCUCCUAACAGGUAUUUUUGCGCUUCGGUCUGGUUGUGAUCGCGCAGAGGUGUUUUGUGCUUACGAAUGUUUGUGAGAGGAUGUACUGUCCAGUAUGAGGUAUUCUGCGAACUCGGCACCAUCAUGCUCCCCCGUAGUAUGAAAACAUCUGGAGUCGAGCUGCCAGGAGUGGGUCCGAGAGAAGUGCCCCUCAUUGGAUAUCGACCCCUACAGCCAGAGGUCGACGGACCUCCAGAUCAGCUGUGGAAGGAGAAUGAAAACAGGGAGGCAGAUCACACACAGGGGGAUCCAUCCCCAAUGAAGACCACAUGGUACUGUCCACUCGACCUGUCCACUGUGUCUGAAAUGAAGGAAGACGGUAUCAUCUACACUGUGGUGGUGAAACAAGGGCACGAUUCCCCCACCGUCCCACGGUCCACAGCAUCCCGUUCUCAGCACGUCAAAGCAGGGACAGAGGAAAAGCUGGUCCUCCAUCUUCUUCAUUCCUUCUCCAUGGGUGACUCCUCCUUCAUCUCCAUCUUCCUCUCCACCUAUCGCACCUUCACCUCCACACAGAGAGUGCUGGACAUCCUGAUUGACAGGUUGGGAAAUCCACCUGGUGAGAGCAAAAGUAACACUCAUCAGAUGUUCAAUAAGGCGGUGUGUACGGUGUUCAGCACAUGGCUGAGUGACUAUCCUGAGGAUUUCCGCUCUCUGAGCGAUCCCUCCUGCCUGCUGCGGAUUGCCCCCCUGCUUCCAACAGACACCUCAGGGGCGGAAAUCAAAGGCAGACUGCUGAGGAUCGCUGAGGAGCUGAGUGAGAAAACACUGCUGUCUGGCUCACUCUCAGAUCCUACCAAAGGCGUGACAUCUCCUCCUGAUCCCUCGGAGUUUGAUGCCACCAGCAUCCUGGGGUUUCCAUCCAGUGUGAUCGCAGAACAGCUGACCAGGAUUGAGACAGAUCUAUUUUUGAAACUGGUGCCCUAUCACUGUCUGGGGUCUCUAUGGUCUCAGAGAGAUAAGAAGGGCCAGGAAGGAGCGUGCUGGUCGGUCAGAGCCACUAUCAAGCAGUUUAAUCGCUUAACUAACGCCGUCACAGCCUCGUGUUUGUGGAACACGGGUCUGAAGAGCCAACAGAGGGCAAGACUGCUGGAGAAAUGGAUCAGUGUUGCAGAAGCCUGCAGAACCAGGAAAAACUUCUCCUCACUGUACGCCAUUCUAUCAGCAUUGCAGAGUAACCCAAUCCACAGACUGAGAAAGACCUGGCAGGAGACAGACAGGGAAGCUGUGGGGAGAUACAAGGAACUUUCUGACAUCUUCUCAGAGAAAGACAACUACUCCCAGAGCCGUGAGCUACUCAAAGAGGAGGGGACUUCCAAAUUUGCAAACCAUGACACUAAAAUCAACAACAGGAGAUUUACAGGGUCGUGCGCUCAGGGCACUGUGCCAUACCUGGGCAUCUUCCUCAGAGAUCUCACCAUGCUGGACACUGCAGUCAAAGACAGAUUGGAGAAUGGCUUCAUUAACUUCGACAAAAGACGACGGGAGUUUGAAGUCAUUGCUCAAAUUCGCCUCCUUCAGUCCUCAUGUAAAAACAGCAUUUUCAGAACGGAUGAGACGUUUGUUCAGUGGUAUCACAGCGUACCCACUCUACGUGAAGAGGAAAGCUACAAGCUGUCCAAUCGGAUUGAAGCACCGGGCGAGCCGAGUCCUGGCCGUGGCCUGAACCCUACAGUGAUAAUCACACAGUGUCCAGACUCUCUGUCAGCUGUGGCAAAUACAACAAUGGAUGCUGAUGGCAUAUUUGACUUCCCGUCUCCCGUCAAUCACCUGCUCUCCAAGCUUUGCAAGCAUGUGAAAUCCCCAUCUGUUUCCUGUCUGGAUGUUGAAUCGUCACCACCGCCCAAUGAUGCCACGCCCUCUGUCCUGACCACACCCACUACAGCUGUCAAAUCACAUCGCCGGUCUGUCUCCUGUGGCAACAAUCCCACCAACAAAAAACCAGAGGCGGGGCCUGAUAUGAGAAUCGUCAGGAUACGGAUGGAUUUACACGACGGCAACUUAUACAGAAGCAUUCUGGUCACUAGUAAUGAUAAAACACCCACUGUAAUCAGUUCUGCAUUAGAGAAGCACAACCAGAACACUCAAGAAGCCUCCAAAUACGAGCUGAUCCAACUGCUGCCGGAGGGGAAAGAGUUAAUAAUACCUCCCACAGGAAACGCCUUCUAUGCCAUGUCUUCAGCUAGCGUGGACUUCCUGUUAAGGAGAAGAGGAGGAAACACACCAACAGGGUCUCCGUCUCUUGGCAACGAAACCAGCGCAACCUUCCCACGAAUCAGAGCCAAGGGCAGACAACUAGUCCGGACACUAUUUUAACAGAAAAACAGGAUAUUCAUGUCCAAGUACUUUCAAAAGAAAAGACACAAAAUAUUUCAUUCAGAGCUCUGUGACGUCUGUGUAGAAUGGACUCAAAAAUAGUUUUCUUAAGUCCUUAUAGUAGUAAUUCGAGUGAAAGCUUGGUUGAAAUGGCUCUAAGAUUUUAGUUACUGCUAAACAUUGCACUAUUUUUGCAUUUCAUAAAUCCAUAAUGAAUUUCAAGACAGAAUCAUGUACCUUUUGCUGAUGCCAGCAUUUUCAGUACUCCCUCCCCCCAGUCUACCUCUAAAGCCCAUUGGUUACAGUAUAUUAGUCAAGAAACCCCAUUAUUAAUGAACAUCAAACUGAGAGAGCAGCUAAAAGAUCCCAACAUGAUAAAAUAAACACUUACAGAAGGUACUUACACCUGACUAAACAUUUCAAACACUGAGCUGUUCUGUGUGGGCAAAAAGCUACUGAAAAACACCCACCUACCUGAAGAUGAGUCGCAAAAACACUGCCGCUCUUGAAUGUCCUCACCAAGUAUGCAAACGGAUAUGCUUACUGUGCGCUUUCUCUUUAAAUAUUUAAACAGAAUGAAUUAUAGUUAUGGUAAUAUUGAAGCUCUGUUCCAAAACCUAGUAAAAAGUUUGUGUAAAACUAAGGCAGCAUUCUAACUGAAACAAAUCCUCGUAAUGACCAAUUUGCAACAGUCUACAUUGGCAGUAAUGAGCAUGGGAGACUUUACAAUUGAUUUCAAUAUAGUUUGGUGUUAGCUUGUUCCUAAGUAAACAGCACAAUAAUCUAGCAAUAAUAAUAAUAAUAAUACACCGCUGUUCAAAAGUCUGGGAUCAGUAAGAUUUUUUCUAAAAAAGUAAUUAAUACUUUUAUUCAGCAAGGGCACGUUAAACUGAUUAAAAAUUGACAGUAAAAACUUUAACAUUGUAACAAAAGAUUUCCAUUUCAAAUACAUGCUGUUCAUUUGAACUUUCUAUUCAUUAAAGAAUUCUGGAAAAAAAGAAGCAUGUUUUCCACAAAAAUAUGAAUCAGAACAACGGUUUUCAACAUUAAUAAUAAAAAGAAAUGUUUCUUAAGGGAAAAAAACAGCAUAUUAGAAUGAUAUCUGAAGGAUCAUGUGACACUGAAGACUGGAGUCAUCACAGGAACAAAUUACGCUUUAAAAUACUGUAUAUUACAAUAGAAAUUUUAAAUUGUAAUAUUUUAAAAUAUUACUGUUUUUACUGUAUUUUUGAUAAUAAAUGCAGCCAUCGUGAGCAUAAGAGACAUUAAAACAUUAAAAACUCUUAUUGACCCCCAACAUUUGAACAUUAGUGUAUAUACAGUAGCACAAAAAUUCAGUAAAAUAGUCAAUUUAUAGUCUAUUUUUCAGUAUUGAACAAUUUUGUUUUGUAAUUGUUUCCACAUUCUCAGAUUGCCCUCUCCACAAAGAAUACAUCCAUUUAAUUAGACAAAAAGAAAGUAUAUUACGGGCAGUUUACACGACACCACUUUCAACUAAAAACGUAAAACCUUUUAUGCGAUUUGGCCAUUCAUUUACAUGACAACAGCGUUUUGGGGGCCUGAAAACAUGUGUUUUAAAAAACGGGUUUCAAAGUAAACAUUUUUGAAAAUUAUACCAUUAUCAUCUCCGUGUAAACUACAAAAACACGAAUUUGUGAAAACAGUGACGUCAUGCGUAUUACGUGUUAAGUCCGUGGGCCCUAUUUUAACGAUUUAAGCGCAUGGUCUAAAGCGCACACCGCAAGUGCACUUGAAUCCACUUUUGCUAGUUUAACGACGGGGAAAAAUGGUCUACACGCCCGGCGCAUGGUCUAAAAGUGUUGUCCCUAUUCUUUUAAUGAGUCAUGGGUGUGUUUUGGGCAUAAUGUGUAAUAAACCAAUCAGAGUCUCGUCUCCCAUUCCCUUUAAAAGCCAGUUGCACUCGCGCCAUGGCGGAUUCGCUAUUUGUGGAAUUUGCUAUUCAUGGUGGAAUUUGCAAGCGGAAAAACUGAGGUUAAAGUGCGCAAGCAGACCAUCAACAGGAAAAGCCGGAUUCCUCCAAAGCAUUUUUAUCUUUAUGCACACAAUAAUCUGUUACAUUGUAAUCCUUUUAUUUUUAAUAUUUGGCAUGUUUGUGUGCUGCUGCACGUCCCUGUGUUUGUAAUAAGCAGAGUGUAUGCACAUUGUGCGCUCGCAUAUAGGCGCAUAUUACUAAUGCGCUCUUUAAAUAAAACAAAUAUUGCGCCAUUGACUUUAGACCAGGUUUCAGUUAGUCAGUGGCGCUGUCAUUUUCAGUUGGAUCAAAAUAGCAACAUGCCAACAAUGCGCCUGAACACACCUCGUUUUCAGACCAGCACGCACAUGGGCGCACAAAUGGCUGCAAAUGCGUUUGCUAUUUAAACAACGUGGCGCAGGACAUGAAAAUGAUAACUGCGUCGGGCUGAAACUAGCAAAAAACACUUGCGUCGCGCUUGGUGCUACAUUGAGCCAGGUGUAUGAUAGGGCCCUACAGGCACAAAGUGUUUCUUUACAAAGUGACAUCACCAACUACUGGCCUGGCAGCAGAAUACAGCGUUUUUAGUUGUUUUCGCGGAUCUGUGUCAACGGGGAUAAUUUUGACAACGGUGUCGUCUGUCUGCAAAAAAAUGCAGAGGAAAAAUGCCAUUCCAUUUUUAGUACAUGGUUUUCGUGUAAACGUACCCUUAGAAGGUGGCAUAAUCAUGCAGCCUACACUAAAACAUGCUGGGUUGUUUCAACUCAAAUUUGGGUCAAAUAUGGACAAACCCAACUGUUGGGUUAAAAAUUUAAUUUAAAAAUUUAACCCAACGGCUGAGUUUGUCCAUAUUUGACUCAAAUUUGGGUUGAAACAACCCAGCAUUUUUUAGAGUGCACAAUUUGAAACAAGCUUUGCGUGCCUUAAAGUGCUGUCUAUGUAGGCAGCGCACUAGUUUUUGGGACAGAGCCAAUAGUGUGUUGAAUUGCAGGUCUCCAGUUCUGGCUGUUCUAUGAAACCAAAUCGAUUCCUUUAAAAAAAUGCAACAAAGCUGUGCCUAUGACAUUAUUUUUGUACUGAAAAAUGCAUAAUGCUACGAUCAUCAAGAAUAGAAAAAAAACCAACACUUUUGUUUGUACCCUGAUGAACCUUGCGCUCUCUGACUCGUAUGCUGUUGACGUCUCUGUGGGAAUGGAGGCAUGCGAGAGCUCGCAGUAAGGAAGAGGGGUCUCCAUUUAUUUUCAGCCUUUGGUUAUGUUCGGAAUAGCAUACUACCAUACUACACUUACUACUGCUGCACUCUAGUAUAGAGUUUUUAUUUUACAAGACAACAAGUGUCUGUUGAAUUAAACAUACAGUACAGUGUGAUGAUGACAGCAAUGUAGCAUAUUCCUGUUUGAGAGCUUAUCUUGGAAAAAUGGCAACCAUUUCUAAUGCUCUUUCAAAAAAAAUAGUGGGAAGUAUCCAGCGAGUAAGUUGUAAGCUAGUAUUCAUUUCCAAUCAUAGCCUUUUUUUUGUUUGUUAAGUGCCUUAUUAUCAGGUGCUCUUGUGUGAAUGUUGUUCCAGUGUGUUGCACAGUGAAAAGCAUGUUGCAGCUUCAGUCUUGUACCGUCAGAUCUGUAUUCUGACACGUUUAUGCACUACAUACCUCCUAUUCUUGUAAUAAACUUUAAUUUUGAUACAA
Ctenopharyngodon idella (grass carp) is the source of this 6392-nucleotide messenger RNA. RefSeq names its product ral guanine nucleotide dissociation stimulator-like 2 (gene rgl2). Gene Ontology annotation, molecular function: guanyl-nucleotide exchange factor activity. Gene Ontology annotation, cellular component: plasma membrane. Gene Ontology annotation, biological process: Ras protein signal transduction; positive regulation of GTPase activity. The coding region runs from base 448 to 2736 and encodes 762 amino acids. The record is from RefSeq and is a predicted model, not a curated record. Lineage: Eukaryota; Metazoa; Chordata; Actinopteri; Cypriniformes; Xenocyprididae. The transcript has 20 exons.